Molecule: messenger RNA, 1089 nt
Organism: Monoraphidium neglectum
Lineage: Eukaryota; Viridiplantae; Chlorophyta; Chlorophyceae; Sphaeropleales; Selenastraceae
Exons: 7
Coding region: 1-1089 (362 amino acids)
Molecular function (GO): histone deacetylase activity
Source: RefSeq, a predicted model, not a curated record
AUGCGCGCGCCCAUUGGCGCCGCCGCGCUUCGCCGCGCUGCGGCCUUCGGCCGUUUGCAGCAACAUCAGCUACGCUCCCGCUGCGCCGCGGCCGCGCGGGCGGCCCCCGCGGCGCUGGCGCACCCUGUAGUGUACCACCCGGACUUCCAGCUGUCGCCGCUGCCAGACGGCCACCGCUUCCCGAUGCCCAAGGACCACCUGCUGUACCUGCGGCUGCAAGAGCUCGGCCUCGCGGGCCGCACCUUCACGCCAGAGCCUCCUGAUGUCGGGACGCUCUGCUUGGUCCACGAUGAGGGCUACGUGCGGGCCUUCCUGGAUGGCUCUAUAGACCCCGCCCUCAUGCGCCGCAUCGGCCUGCCGUGGAGCCCCACGCUCGUGCGCCGCACCCUAGUCGGCGCCGGCUCGGCGGUGCUGGCCGCGCGGCUCGCGCUUCAGCUGGGGGUGGCGGUGAUGUGCAACGGCGGCACGCACCACGCGCAUAGAGACUACGGCGCUGGCUGGUGCAUCUUCAACGACCAGGCGGUUGCAGCGCGUGCCGCCCAGCGGGACGCGGGCGUGGGGCGCUGCAUGUUUGUCGACCUGGAUGUCCACCAAGGGGACGGCACCGCCGCAAUAUUCGAGGGCGAUCCAUCUGUCUUCACCUUCUCUAUGCACUGUAAGGACCAAGGAUUCCCUGCGCGGUUGCAACAGAGCGACCUGGACAUCGCCCUGCCAGCUGGCACGAGUGACCAGGAGUAUCUUGGGGCGCUCCGCGCCACGCUGCCGCGCCUGCUGGCAGAGCAGCAGCCUGGCCUCGUGCUGUACAACGCGGGCGCUGACGUGGCGGCGGGCGACGCGCUGGGCAAGAUGGCGCUCAGCGACGCCGGCAUUGCUGCACGCGACCGUUACGUCAUGGCCUGCUGCGCAGAGGCCGGGGUGCCCAUUGCCGCGGCAAUUGGGGGUGGCUAUGCGGAGGACCACUCGAGCAUUGUCGAGCGGCACGUGCAGCUGCACAGGGCGGCGGCGGAGCACUGGGGUGCCCUGGCGGCCGCAGCUGAGCGGCGGCGGGCGGCAGCGCAGCAGGCGCGGCGGCCGAGAGAGAAGCUGUAA